Molecule: messenger RNA, 1716 nt
Organism: Ogataea polymorpha
Lineage: Eukaryota; Fungi; Ascomycota; Pichiomycetes; Pichiales; Pichiaceae
Exons: 1
Coding region: 97-1119 (340 amino acids)
Biological process (GO): actin filament organization; endocytosis; actin cortical patch localization
Cellular component (GO): actin cortical patch
Molecular function (GO): ubiquitin binding; phosphatidylinositol binding
Source: RefSeq, a predicted model, not a curated record
GGCUUCCUGGACAACCAUUCGUACACUGCCGUCACAACUCUGGCAAACAGAACCAUUGAAUUGUCUCCUUUGGAUUCAGAGGAUGCGUGCAUGGAAAUGGAUCUUCCUGAACUGCUUGAAGCCAUCCGUUUGCAGCGUAAUUCUUUGGAGCCUGGUCCUGUAGAGGUGGCCAGGGCAAUUCGCAAAAAAUUGAAAUACGGCUCAUUCAAGGAACAGUACAAUGCGUUGAAGCUUCUAGAACUUCUGGUCGCUAAUGGUGGUACAGAAUUGAACCAAUUGUACCAUGACUCAAAGCUGCUCGACCGCCUCAAGUACAUCAUUGUGACCCGUCCCGAAGUGUCAGGGGUCGACCCACGUAUUCGCAAACGUGCCACACAGCUGGCUGUUGGUUGGCGAAACGAGCAUGCCAGAACAGGGAACGCAGGAGGUCUUUUUUCGCUUGCCUCUUCCGCAUCAGUGGCACGAGCUGUGAAACCUAAACGGAAAGUUCCAGACUUCAUGAACGACGAGGCUGAUGAAACCCCAUUUGAGGAGGUUUAUGAGACGCCUGAAAACGAGUCGGAUGAUAGUUCACAUAGCAGACGUCACGGCUCUUCCAGAAGUGCUUCGCGGUUGGUGUCUUCAUUGACAAAUCGGGAACUUGAUAAAAAGUACAGGAUUCCGCAGAUUAACUACGAAAAAGAGACUCCCAGGAUAUACCAGACGAUUGCCGAAGCCAACGUUCUCUCAACAACGCUAACAAAUACCCUCAAAACACUGGAACCCGAUGAACUCUCUAUCCACUCGGCCAAGGCGAACAGGGAUUUCGACAACUGCAGAGCCAUCAGAAGAAAGAUUUUGAGAUAUUUGCAGCUAGUCAAUAAAGAGGAGCUCCUAGGGGCUUUGCUCAAGUGUAAUGAUGACUUGGUGCGGGCCCUACAACUUUACGAAGAGAUGGCUGAGCCGCGAGAUGGCGGAGAGACUGACUCGCUUGCAGAUUACGAGACCAUCAACAGCGAGAGAAGAGAGUCGAGCGUUGCACCUGCCACAGGCACUUCUCAGUCAUACCGGUCUGAGAUUAACGAGUUCGACCCUUUCAGCGACCACAACGAAGUUGCUGUCCCUGCGGAAUGGAAAUAAUAUAGUUUCGAAAUCACUGGCUGCUCGUGUUCAAAUAUUCGAAAUCCUAGCACUCUCAUUAGCUAAAUUUUUUUUUGUGCCAACUCUCUAAAUCAUGAUGCUUCCCAUCAAAUCGCAGUUUUCUCGCCCGCUCUCGUUCAAAUUUCCGAGACUUCCGCGUGUGAAGCUUGAGGACUUGAAGCUCAAACCGCAGCCACCAGGAAAUAUUGUCGGAACCGUCAACGACGCUUACGUGCCGCCUGCUCCCAAUGAAUACCACGGCUCGUAUCAUUGGGCCUACGAAAGAAUCGUGACAUUGGGGAUGGCUCCGCUGAUGUUGGCGCCGUUUGUUGGUGGCGUGGAGUAUCCACUUGUUGAUGCAGGCAUGGGGAUGUUGCUUCUGUGGCAUUGCAAAGCCGGCUUCCAAAGCUGUAUUAUUGACUACAUUCCACUGAGAGUUUACGGUAUAUGGCACAAGCUAGCAAUGGGGCUUCUGAGCGCAGGUACCUGGCUGGCCCUCUACGGACUAUAUGUGGUGGAGACGGAACAGAAUGGACUGUGUAACAUUAUUUAUAGCCUUUGGCAGGCCUGAAGAUUCAUUAAUAAAUAUGAAACCGA